Molecule: messenger RNA, 333 nt
Organism: Pyricularia oryzae 70-15
Lineage: Eukaryota; Fungi; Ascomycota; Sordariomycetes; Magnaporthales; Pyriculariaceae
Exons: 2
Coding region: 1-333 (110 amino acids)
Source: RefSeq, a predicted model, not a curated record
AUGGGCAUAAGCAUUGGUACAAAGUACGUAACGGCUCCGCUACCUAAUCUCGGAGCUCACCCCCUGGCACUUGAUACCCUCAAAAUCCCCGCCGUCGCCGGUAGAAAGACCCAGCUGCAGGCCGCAGCCAAGCCAGUUGCUCAUGUCGUUGUAGGCACACGACAGCGUGCCCUCACCGCUGGUGCAGUUCAGCUCUGCGUAUCCCCGGGCGGUGAGGUUGGCCACCAGACCUCCGUCCACGAACCAGAGCGGGCUCGUCGCCAUGUCGGUCUUGUUCUCCACCACUGCCACUACAGCGUUGUCCAGAGGCCCUUUGGCCCCGACGGCACAUAG